AUGGACUCGGCGGGCAGCUUUGCUCAGCAGUACGGUCGCUUCGAAGCGCGCAUGAAACUACCAACCGGCCAUGGCAUGUGGCCGGCCUUCUGGCUCAUGUCGCGGGGUGGUCGGUGCUGGCCCAUGGACGGAGAGAUCGAUAUCAUGGAGUACAUUGGCAACAAGGAGCCCAAGGCCAUUCACGGCAAUUUUCACUUUGGUCAUAAAUGCAACACAAACCUGCACUCGGACGCGUCCGUGUGCGGCACGACGGGCAAAGUCAUCGACGUCGCGCUCAACCACGAGUACCACGUUUACGCAGCCGAGUGGACACCAACGUCGAUUUCGUGGUUUUUCGACGGCCAGCUCUACUACAAGCUGGAUAGCGCCCAGUGCACCAACAAGGCGCCGUUCUUUAUUCCUGCCAAGCCCUUUUACAUCAUCUUCAACUUUGCCGUUGGCGGCGGGUGGCCCGGUAACCCUACCCCGACCACGAUCUUCCCGCAACGCCUGUACAUCGACUAUGUGCGCGUGUACAAGCAAGUGGGGACCGUGUCGUUUCCUGUCCUUGGCGAUCCAGUCCAGUACUUGUCCUCGAACGGCACUGAUCAUUCGUAG
This is a messenger RNA of Saprolegnia parasitica CBS 223.65, 597 nucleotides long. RefSeq lists its product as hypothetical. Gene Ontology annotation, biological process: carbohydrate metabolic process. NCBI's taxonomy places the organism in Eukaryota, Oomycota, Saprolegniomycetes, Saprolegniales, Saprolegniaceae. Bases 1 to 597 code for a protein of 198 amino acids. Gene Ontology annotation, molecular function: hydrolase activity, hydrolyzing O-glycosyl compounds. The record is from RefSeq and is a predicted model, not a curated record. The transcript has 5 exons.